CCUCCGCCUCCGCCUCCGCAGCCCGCCGCUCGGGCUGCGGCUCCUCCCCGGGGCCGGUUCCCGCUGUCUCAGCUGCGGCGCCGAGGGGACACCGGCGUGACUGACGGACCGGCCGCCGGCGCCGGGAGCCGCCGCGUCCAGCCCGGCCCGCCCGGCCGGGGACCCGGGACCGAGUCCGCGCUCCGCGCCCCUCGCCCUUCGCCCCGGCGGGCUCCCGGCCGGCGAGCCUCGCGGCGGCCCUUCCCGGGCGGCGCCGCAGCCACCGCCCGCGCCCGGAGACAGGUAGUUCCUUUCUGUCUGGAGAAUCUGAAUGGAGAGAUGGUCCUUUAACAGGAAAAUUGUACCACCCUAUCCAGUUUGCAAAUAAAGACUUUCUGACCAUCGUUCAAAACUCAACUUUUAAAACUUCAGAAGGAAGGAAUUGAGCAAAAUUUACCCUGGCUGAAAACAGUGAAGUCACAUUUCACAGUUAAAAGACUAUUAAGAAGACAAGAUGGGGACUCCUGGUUCUGGAAGGAAAAGGACACCUGUGAAAGACCGAUUUUCUGCAGAAGAUGAAGCUUUGAGUAGCAUUGCCAGAGAGGCAGAGGCAAGACUGGCAGCAAAACGGGCUGCCCGGGCAGAAGCAAGAGAUAUCCGCAUGAGAGAACUGGAACGGCAGCAGAAAGAGCACUCUCAUCAUUCCUUUGAUCGGAAGUGGGGACAGAUUCACAAGUGGCUGGAAGAGUCAGAAAGGGCCAGGUAUUCCCACCGGUCCAGUCACCAUCGUCCUUCUCUGGGAGUUGAGGAUGCAUUGUCCAUUCGAAGUCUUGGCAGUCACAGGAACCUAUUGAAGGACGUAACGGGGACACAUUGGAGCAGAGCCAGUACACCCAAAAGGAAAGACAUCAUGUAUGAUGCUUUCAAAGAUAGAUCGUCAAGACUGUCAUCAUUAAAUCAUUCUUACAGUCCCUCUUAUGGAAUGAAGAAGAGAUCUUCUGCUUCUCAUAAAGACCCGCUGAGUGGCCUCUACUUUGACCAGAGAAACUACAGCAGUCUUAGAUAUAGCAAACCCACCUCUGCCUACUAUACUCGGCAGUCUUCUUCCCUGUACAGCGACCCUCUGGCGACAUCUAAGAGCUACAGGGCCUCCCCUACUGCAAAUUCUGGUCUGCUGAGAAGUGCCAGUCUGGUGUCACUGUAUGAUGGUGGAUUAUAUAACCCUUAUGGUUCUCGAACUCCAUCUGAGUACAGUUUUCACUCAUCAAGAACAAGUUCAGCCCGCAGCAGUCCUGUGUUUAUCGACGACGACACUGCGAGCAUUGCGUCUUCUGGUCGUUCCGGCCGUGGGCGAAGGGAGAGUGUGGUUUCUGCUGCUGAUUAUUUUAGUCGCUCCAAUCGAAGGGGGAGCGUGAUCUCCGACGUGGAUGAUGUCAGCAUCCCAGAUCUGACCAGCUUGGAUGAAAAAUCUGACAAACAGUAUGCUGAAAAUUACACGAGGCCUUCAUCUCGAAAUUCUGCCUCAGCAACAACCCCUCUAAGUGGAAACUCAUCCAGACGAGGAAGCGGGGACACCAGCAGCUUAGUAGAUCCAGACACCUCAUUAAGUGAAUUGCGGGAUAUCUAUGACCUUAAGGACCAGAUACAGGAUGUAGAAGGGAGAUACAUGCAGGGGCUUAAGGAGCUAAAGGAGUCUUUGUCUGAAGUGGAAGAAAAAUACAAGAAAGCCAUGGUUUCCAAUGCACAGUUAGACAAUGAGAAGAACAAUUUGAUAUACCAAGUAGAUACCCUCAAGGAUGUUAUUGAAGAGCAGGAGGAACAGAUGGCGGAAUUUUAUAGAGAAAAUGAAGAAAAAUCAAAGGAGUUAGAAAGGCAGAAGCAUAUGUGUAGUGUGCUACAGCACAAGAUGGAUGAACUUAAAGAAGGCCUCCGACAAAGAGAUGAGCUAAUUGAGGAGAAUCAGCGUGCGCAGCAGAAAAUAGACACCAUGACAAAAGAGGUGUUUGAACUCCAGGAGACGCUGCUUUGGAAAGAUAAAAGCAUUAGGGCCCUAGAGAAACAGAAAGAAUACAUUGGCUGCCUUAGGAGUGAGCGGGACUCGCUCAGAGAGGAGCUGGCCGAGCGGAAGGCGGCAGUGGAGACGGGAGAGAAACAUGGCUUAGUCAUCAUCCCCGACGGCACUCCCAACGGCGACAUCCACCAGGAGCCAGUGGUCGGAGCCAUCACUGUUGUGUCUCAGGAAGCCGCUCAGGUCUUGGAGUCGGCAGGAGAAGGGCCGCUGGAUGUAAGGCUACGAAAACUUGCUGGAGAAAAGGAAGAGCUACUAUCACAGAUUAGAAAACUAAAGCUGCAGUUGGAGGAGGAGCGGCAGAAGUGCCCCAGGAGCGACGGCACAGCCGGCGACCUGGCAGGCCUGCAGAAUGGCUCAGACCUGCAGCUCAUCGAGAUGCAGAGAGAUGCCAACAGACAAAUUAGUGAAUACAAGUUUAAGCUUUCAAAAGCAGAACAGGAUAUAACCACCCUGGAGCAAAGUAUCAGCCGCCUGGAGGGGCAGGUGCUGAGAUAUAAAACCGCUGCUGAGAAUGCGGAGAAAGUCGAGGAUGAACUGAAAGCAGAAAAGAGAAAGCUACAGCGAGAGUUACGAACGGCACUGGACAAGAUCGAGGAGAUGGAGAUGACCAACAACCACCUGGCCAAGCGACUAGAGAAGAUGAAGGCCAAUAGGACAGCAAUGCUGGCCCAGCAAUAGGGAGGCCGCCCUGCCACUCGGGCCCCGCCCGGAGGGACUGACCUUUCGUCCACUGACUCAGACCCCUUUCAGGACUGUUUUGAGCUUUGUCAAUAAAAUAGCCACCUUUGUAUUUUAUAAUUUAUGAGAGAAUGAAACAGGUUUGAAUCUUCA
Messenger RNA from Hippopotamus amphibius kiboko, 2881 nucleotides. RefSeq names its product LRR binding FLII interacting protein 2 (gene LRRFIP2). The coding region runs from base 494 to 2728 and encodes 744 amino acids. Gene Ontology annotation, biological process: regulation of DNA-templated transcription. The transcript is spliced from 30 exons. The record is from RefSeq and is a predicted model, not a curated record. Lineage: Eukaryota; Metazoa; Chordata; Mammalia; Artiodactyla; Hippopotamidae.